UUUAAUUUGUGGUAAAAAGGAAUAGUUUUUUUAAAAAAAAAACAAUAUUACUUUUUUGACUAUAAUAAACAAAUAUUUAAUUUAAAAAAAUAAAACAAAAAAUUAAUUAAAUAAUUAGUAAAUUAUUAUGAAAAAAGAAUUAAAAAAGUCAAUUAAAAAAAGCAAUGAAUAAAUAUACGAACUAAUGAAAAGAUUUUUUCACAAUGAGUUCAUUAAAUUUUCUGACAAUUGGACUAAUUAUAAUAACUAUAAUUAAUUGUAAAAUAAAUGAUGGUGCAAGAAUUUUGGGAAUAUUUCCAUUACAAGGAUCAAGUCAUUUUGUAAUGUGUGAACGAUUAAUGAAAUUAUUGGCAAAAAAUGGACAUCAAGUAGAUGUAAUUAGUCAUUUUCCUCUAAAAGAACCAUUUCCUAAUUAUAAAGAUUUUAGUUUAAACGGUACAUUACAUCCAAUUGUAAAUAAUGUUAAUUAUUCAGAUAUACAUUUGUUUUCAACAAAAUCAUUAAAAAAUCUACUUCUCUACGCUGGUGAUAAAGUGUGUGAAUUAUUGAAACAUCCAAUUUUAGAAAAUUUUAUAAAAAACCCACCAAAUCAUCCACCUUACGAUCUCGUUAUCAUAGAGAUUUUCGCUGCACCAUGUUAUUUUGCAUUUUCACGUCAUUUAAAAAUUCCAAUUAUUGGAAUCACAACAUCGUCGAUUUAUGAUUGGAUUAAUGAGCCAUUGGGAAAUCCAACAAAUUUGGCUUUUGUUCCAUGUUUAUUCUCUAGUUUACCAUCAAAAAUGAAUUUUUGGCAACGACUAAUGAAUGUUGUUCUAUUUAAUCUAGUUAAAUAUCAGUUCAAUUAUUAUGCUGACAAACAAAAGCGAUAUAUUGAUGAAUCUUUUGGAGUUGGGUAUCCCAGCAUUUAUGAACUUUCAACGGAAUUUGAUUUGGUGUUUAUAAACUCACAUUACAGUUUAAAUGGAGUGAAACCAAUGACUCCUGCUAUUGUUGAGGUAGGAGGACUACAUAUCGACAAUAGCGGAGAUAAAUUGAUACCAGAGUUACAGCAAUGGUUGGAUGAAAGUAAUCAUGGAUGUAUUUACAUGAGUUUUGGCUCAAUGGUAAAAAUUGAAUCAUUUCCUAAAGAAAUUUUAAAAAUUUUCUAUACCACUUUCGAAAAUAUUGCACCUGUUCGAAUUUUAAUGAAAAUUGCCAAUAAAAUGGAAUUACCCCCUAGACUACCGAAUAAUGUCAAAACAUAUCAUUGGCUUCCUCAAAUUCAAGUAUUGAAGCAUAAAAAUGUGAAAGCUUUCGUGACUCAUGGCGGUUUGAUGGGGACAUUGGAGUCAAUUUACGCAGCAGUGCCAAUGGUCGGAUUUCCACUAUUCAACGAUCAAAUUCAAAAUAUCAAAAAAUAUGAGGAAAUGAAAAUUGCUAUUUUUCUAGAACACGAAUGUGUUACGUCAAAAAAAUUCACCUACGCUUUGAAUAUGAUUUUAAAAAAUCCCAAAUACAGAAAAAAUAUCAAAAAGUUAUCAAAAUUUUAUUUUGAUCGACUCAUGAAUCCUCAAGAUACGGUAAUUUUUUGGGUGGAAUAUAUUUUACGAAAUGGAAAUAUUUUGAGAUCUCGAGCAACUGACAUCAAUUUUUACCAAGUUGAAUUAUUCGAUAUUUAUGCUUUUAUAGCAAUUUUAAUAUUAUUAUUUAUUUAUUUAGCAUAUUUGAUAAUUAAAUUUAUCAUUAAAAUGAUUAUUUAACCAAAAGAAUUAAAUUGUAAAUAAAUAAUUGAAAACGCUA
Molecule: messenger RNA, 1779 nt
Organism: Leptopilina boulardi
Lineage: Eukaryota; Metazoa; Arthropoda; Insecta; Hymenoptera; Figitidae
Product: UDP-glucosyltransferase 2-like
Exons: 5
Coding region: 204-1739 (511 amino acids)
Molecular function (GO): UDP-glycosyltransferase activity
Source: RefSeq, a predicted model, not a curated record